UAUUUCAUUUUCAUGUUCCAGAAGACCAAAAUCAAAUGAAUUUCAACACCACUCUCGAAUCCCAUGAUUAUGCUCUUCUUCAAUCCAUUCAACGCUUCCUCCUCGACGAUACCCAAGACUUAAAUGCACUCACGGCAGUUUUGGCCGCACCCAACGCCGUUUCACCUGUGGGGAGCGGCGGCGGAUCCACGUCCACCCUUUUCACCACUUCCAUCAACAUGGAAGAGCGACCAACUACUUCCACGGAGGCGCGUGAGGAUCCUACGGCGGCGCGUGGGGAAUUCACGGAAGCGGGUGGUGGACACGCGUCUUACCAGAGGUUCAAGGGAGUGAGAAGAAGACCGUGGGGAAAGUUUGCGGCUGAGAUAAGAGAUCCAAAGAAGAACGGGGCGAGAGUUUGGCUUGGGACUUACGACUCGGCUGAGAGUGCGGCUUUAGCUUACGAUCGAGCCGCUUUUGAAAUGCGUGGCUCCAAAGCUAAGCUUAAUUUUCCUCAUUUAAUUGGAUGCCAUGAGCCGAGCCAGAAAGAGAAUGGCUAAAGUGGGAUUUAAUAAGUGGCGCCAAAAUUUAAAAUGAGUUGAGCUGAGUUAAAUUGAACGAUUCAGUAGAAUAUGAAGAUGUGUAUGAGUCAUAUUUAUGGUUUAUUUUGAGAAAAAAAUUAUUAUAAAAUUUCAUGAUAUUUAUCAAUAUAUAAAGAGAACAUUUAAG
Molecule: messenger RNA, 708 nt
Organism: Vigna angularis (adzuki bean)
Lineage: Eukaryota; Viridiplantae; Streptophyta; Magnoliopsida; Fabales; Fabaceae
Product: ethylene-responsive transcription factor 13
Exons: 1
Coding region: 36-539 (167 amino acids)
Biological process (GO): ethylene-activated signaling pathway; regulation of DNA-templated transcription
Molecular function (GO): DNA-binding transcription factor activity; DNA binding
Source: RefSeq, a predicted model, not a curated record